AUGCCUUUAAUAGGUCCUUAUUUAGCUCGAUUAUUUUUUUUACCAAGUUAUGGGUACACUCACUUAUUAUCAUAUCUAGGUAUUCGAAAAAGUUAUGAUCGUAUUGAUGAAACAGUUUAUAUUGGUAUAUUACCAACAAUUGCUUUACAAAAAUAUUUAAUUGAACAUGAAAAAGUUGAUGCUGUUAUAUCAAUGAAUGAAGAUUAUGAAUUAACAUAUGUAUCCGAUCCAAAUCUUUGGACUAAACAUGAAAUUCAACAUUUACGUUUACCUACAGUUGAUUUUUCAAAUCCUCAAGUUGAAAAUCUUUUUCAUGGUAUUGAAUUUCUUCGAACAGUACGUCAAGAAAACAAAAGAGCAUAUAUACAUUGUAAAGCUGGUCGUCAACGUAGUGCUAAUUUAGUAGCAUGUUAUUUAAUUGAUACAUAUGGGAUGACACCAGAAGAAGCUGCUCGUCAUGUUCGUUCAAUUCGACCAAGUACAAUAUUUGGUACACGUGAAAUGCGACGUUUACAUGAUUUUGUUGAACAUUUACGAGAAGAAUAUUAUAAAAAACAUCAAGAACAGAAUGAAAAAAUAAAAUCAUCAACAUAA
Molecule: messenger RNA, 594 nt
Organism: Rotaria sordida
Lineage: Eukaryota; Metazoa; Rotifera; Eurotatoria; Philodinida; Philodinidae
Source: the annotation of a GenBank genome assembly